This is a messenger RNA of Cricetulus griseus (Chinese hamster), 960 nucleotides long. Lineage: Eukaryota; Metazoa; Chordata; Mammalia; Rodentia; Cricetidae. The record is from RefSeq and is a predicted model, not a curated record.
AUGAUCUCCUUUUCAGAUAGCAACUUCCAGUCUGUUCUUUGCUGCUGCUGUUGCUGCUCAGUGCAGAAGAGACAAGUGAGAACACAGAUAAGUCUGAGCAAAAAUGAAGAACCUUCAGAAAAUUACUCCCAGCAUCGCAGGCCCUGGCUCGACAAACUGAAGAGCAAGAAACAUUCCAACAGAGGCGGGGCGCAACCCUCAAAACGCAAGCCGCUGCCUCCCCUCCCGCUCGCCCAGCUCGCUGAAGAGAGGAUCCAGGUCAAGGCGCUUUAUGAUUUCCUGCCCCGGGAGCCCUGUAAUUUGGCACUGAAGAGAGCAGAGGAAUACCUGAUAUUGGAGAGGUGUGACCCUCACUGGUGGAAGGCCAGAGACCGUCUGGGGAAUGAAGGCUUAAUCCCAAGCAACUACGUGACCGAAAACAGAGUUACCAAUUUAGAGAUAUAUGAAUGGUACCAUAAGAAUAUUACUAGAAACCAGACGGAACGCUUAUUGAGACAAGAGGCUAAAGAAGGUGCAUUUAUUGUGAGGGAUUCGAGACAUUUGGGGUCUUACACAAUUUCUGUGUUUACAAGAGCUGGAAGAAGUACACAAUCUUCAGUAAAACAUUAUCAAAUUAAAAAGAAUGACUCAGGACAAUGGUAUGUUGCUGAAAGACACCUCUUCCCAUCAGUUCCGGAGUUGAUCCAGUAUCACCAGUACAAUGCAGCUGGUCUCAUGUCCCGUCUCCGAUAUCCAGUUGGGCUUCUGGGCAGCUGUUUACCAGCCACUGCUGGUUUUAGCUAUGAGAAAUGGGAAAUAGACCCAUCUGAGUUGGCCUUCAUCAAGGAGGUUGGAAGUGGUCAGUUUGGGGUGGUCCACUUAGGAGAAUGGAGAGCACAUAUCCGAGUCGCCAUCAAGGCCAUCAAUGAAGGUUUCAUGUCUGAAGAGGAUUUCAUUGAAGAAGCCAAAGUGAUGAUGUAA